Molecule: messenger RNA, 5648 nt
Organism: Oncorhynchus keta (chum salmon)
Lineage: Eukaryota; Metazoa; Chordata; Actinopteri; Salmoniformes; Salmonidae
Product: toll-like receptor 13
Exons: 5
Coding region: 2297-5188 (963 amino acids)
Biological process (GO): immune response; inflammatory response; toll-like receptor signaling pathway
Cellular component (GO): membrane
Molecular function (GO): protein binding; transmembrane signaling receptor activity
Source: RefSeq, a predicted model, not a curated record
UGUAUCACCGCCUGGUACGUCAACUGCACCGCCCUCAACCGCAGAGCUCUCCAGAGGGUAGUGCGGUCUGCACAACGCAUCACCAGGGGCAAACUACCUGCCAUCCAGGACACCUACAGCACCCGAUGUCACAGGAAGGCCAAAAAGAUCAUCAAGGACAACAACCACCCCAGCCACUGCCUGUUCACCCCGCUAUCAUCUAGAUGGCAAGGACCUGAGCCCUAGGACCAUGCCUCAGGACUACCUGGCCUGACGACUCCUGGCUGUCCCAGUCCACAUUGUCAUGCUGCUGCUCCAGUUUCAACUGUUCUGUCUGCGGCUAUGGAACCCUGACCUGUUCUCCGGACAUGCUACCUUGUCCCGGACCUGCUGUUUUUGACCCUCUCUCUCCCUCUCCCUCUCCCUCUCUCUCUCUCUCUCUCUCUCUCUCUCUCUCUCUCUCUCUCUCUCUCUCUCCCUCUCUCUCUCUCUCCCUCUCUUUCUCCCUCUCUACCGCACCUGAUCUCUCAACUUCCUAAUGCUGGGCUAUGAAAAGCAGACUGACAUUAACUCCUGAGGUGCUGACCUGUUGCACCCUCUACAAUCACUACGAUACAACCAUCUAUGAACGUUUGAACAUUUUGAAGAAAGAUCUGGCCUUAAUGGCCAUGUACUCUUAUAAUCUCCACCCAGCACAGCCAGAAGAGGACUGGCCACCCCUCAGCCUGGUUCCUCUCUAGGUUUCUUCCUAGGUUCCUGCCUUUCUAGGGAGUUUUUCCUAGCCACUGUGCUUCUACAUCUGCAUUGCUUGCUGUUUGGGGUUUUAGGCUGGGUUUCUGUAUAAGCACUUUGUGAUAUCUGCUGAUAUAAAAAGGGCUUUAUAAAUACAUUUGAUUGAUUGGUUGAUACUCACUUCUCCUCCUGGCAACCUCUCUCACCUUCCCUCUCCUCCUCCUCUUUCCCUGCUUUAUCCUAUUUCCAUUCAAUCUCUCCACCUCUGUCCCCCUACAAUACUCCCCUCCUGUCUCCACCACUGAAAUUACAUUUUUGUAUUGAGCCACUGUAUGAGAAUUUAACAUUACAGCAAAUGUGAAAACAAUAUAACAGAUUCUAAUAAAGCACAACUCUGGGUGACCUCAUACCAGGUAAUUUGAAGUUUGCUAUAUAACAACUAGUUCAGGCUGUGGCGAAAUCCUGCACGGAGCCUUCACCUUGCGCUGCCACUUUAAGAGCGCAUCAGAGGUCAGAAAGGAAGAAAUAACGAUAGUUAUUCCGGCAAAAAAAUUAAUAAUAAUAAAUAAAAUGUUAAAAAGAUAGUUCUUUCGGCACUCUGGGAGGUAGCUCUUGGUUGGCGCGGCAGUUUGAUUGUAGUGUGCAAUGCUGCAGAAGUCUUGUUUAUUUUCAGCGUGUUGAGUUUGUAAAAUGUUUAACUCGAUUAUCGGUGUUACUGUUUCUUUCUGUCUGUAUUGAUGUGGGGUGGUACUAUUUUGUUUUGUCUACCCCCCAUGCAUACCCUCUGCACUCCUCCACUGGUACAGAUUAUUGCAAAUCCUCUGAUAUUGACGAUUGCGUCCUUUCUUGUAAAUUGUUUCUCUGAAGUUGCCGUUAACUUAAAUUGCUCUGCCAUUAUUAUUGUGUGAGUUAUUAUUGGUGGGGUUACUCCUGUGCUGUCUUGUGUUUUAUAUGGUGUGUCUUAUCUUUUCUCUCCACUGGUUAUGUGGCAAACAGGCUACACUUUAGGCAGUCUCUUCUGCUGAUGUGUGUGGGUCUGGUAGUGGUACUCUCUCUAUCCUACUAUUUUCCUUUCGGCAUGGUUAGUACCUGCAUGGCGCCCAAACAAAAUCUUUAUCUUCACCCCUCUCUAACAAUACCGCUACAAGGCCUUCAUCAAUGUUUCCUUAUUCCUUGAUAACCUUCUGUUAUUAAAAAACGAGGCCAACUGAUCGCUAGGAGCAAGUUACACAGGAAAUCGACUGUUCCUUGACUAUUAGUAUGCGGUCUCAAUAUGGGAGUUAUAAGUAUGUUCUACAGGAGCUGAACGGGUUAACGGGGAAAGUGAAGCAGGUUUUAGAAAAGAAGUAAAAAUGGCAUGUGACUAUCUGAGGAACUACUUGCGAAAUGUUGCGUAUUCCAUGAUCACAUUAUAACUACUGUAAACCCUUGUUAGACUGAGAAGCAUAUGUCCUCUUCUGCGUGUGAUCUCAAGUAGCUUAUAAGUCGAAUACAUCAGGAAGAGUCUUGAGAAGAACCUCACUGGACUCUAUUUGUUGGUGACAAGACACUUUUUCUUCCAAAAAAGGAAACGAAACUCCUUAAUAUGGAACUGAAAAUAACCUUGUCAGGAAAAGGAAAUGGGUCUACAUAUUCUCAGUUGAGUUUCUUUCUAUGCAUUAUUCUGUAUUUCUGGGUUCUAUUUAAUCCAGUAAAUGGCUACACAAUGAAACACUGCAGAAUCAGGGAAUCUCUAAACACGUCUGUGCUAUGUGAUGGCAGGAACCUCAAUGCCGUACCAGCAGACAUCCCAUUAUUGGUGAGAUCUGUAAACAUAGCAAAGAAUAACAUUUCACAGAUAAAAAGUGAGGACUUCAAAGAUCUAAAGUUCCUCAACAUGUUAAUCAUGUACAGCAACAGGAUCUCUCAUGUUGAGAAUGGGUCUUUUUCAGACCUGGUGGCUCUAGAGCAGCUGAAUCUGGCCUUCAACAAACUCACAUCCCUCUCAGACCAAAUGUUUAAGGGCCUGGACAACCUCACAGUACUUCACCUGGAGAACAACCACAUCUCAAGUAUUGCCUCCUCAUCUUUUCAGUUACUCUUCAGCUUGAAGGUACUCAACUUAACCAGCAACAAACUGCAUUGUUUCGGGGAGCUGAAGCACAUUUUACAAUUGCCAAGCUUGCUGAAGUUGUUCAUUGGGAACAACCGCUUGAACUCUUUGCAGUCACAGGAAAUAUCAAAUAGGUCAAUAGGGCUGACAGAGCUGGAUCUAUCCAGGAAUCCUCUGGAGAUCUUCAGCGUCACAGCAGAUAUUUUUCCCUAUCUUAAGAAACUAGACCUCUCCUUCUGUGGCAUUAAUGGAAGCAUGGAAUGGGAUGUAGCGGACAGGUAUUUUCUGAGUAAUGUGAGCAGCCUCGACUUGAGUGGCAUUCACAUGUCUUUACAGGGUAUUGGUUCGGUGCUCCAGAGCAUCAACAUUUCGUUGGCAUCUCUGGGGCUGGAUAAAAUAGGAAAAGAUAACCUCAUUAAUGUAGCCUGCCACAUACCUACACUGAAGACCCUCCGAUUGCAAUGUAACAACUUCAGUAGUGUCUCUGACAAGCUGCUGCAGUCCUGCACACAGGUGACUGACCUGGACAUAUCAGGUAAUAAUAUUACUGACCUGUCAGAAGCUGCUUUUCGAUCAAUAAAAGAUCUUAAAACUCUGAGACUAGGCUAUGAUGGCCUCUCUUCUGUGCCGAAUGCUACAAGGAAUCUCCGCACAUUAAAAAAAUUGGAUCUCAGCCACAACAUCAUCAAAACUUUAGGCUGCUCGGAUUUCUCCAAUCUAAGAAGACUUGAAAAACUCUAUCUUAACAACAAUUUAAUCUCAAACCUUGAAGGGUGUGUUUUCCUGGAUUUAAGGGCCUUAAAUAGCCUGACACUUAGAAGGAACAGAAUCCUAAACUUGGGUAACGCUUUCACAAAGGGUUUGCAACAUCUAAAGAGCUUGGAUUUAGGAUUCAAUAAACUAACCAACAUCAGAACAAAUGACUUCAAAAGCUUAAGAUCACUUGAGGAUUUGGCUUUAUAUGACAAUGACAUAAAGACACUGGAAGAUGGAGCCUUUGUGGGUUUGGCCAAACUUAAAAAUCUUGUCCUGCUAAACAAUGUUAUAGGUAAAAGUGAAAUCCGAGGUGCUGUGUUCAAAGGACUUAGAAGCUUAAAAACUCUCAAUAUGGCUUCAAAUGCUAUCAAAUAUGAAAAAGAUGAACAACUACAACAACCACCCUUCACUGACCUGUCAUCUCUGGAAAACCUCUACAUAUUUAGUCAGCAUUAUAGUAAGUAUAUGAGACAGUCUUGUCUACCUUCCAACUUUCUUGAAGGUCUGAACAUGUUAUCAGAUUUCCAAGCAGGGAAUCUUCAUAUUGCGUACCUGCACCCUGACACAUUCAUUCACACACCCCAGUUGUUGUCCCUUGAUAUCAGCCAGAAUUUCUUCCAUGCCCUCUCCCCAGAGCUCUUUCACCCUAUCCCCAAGCUUAAAAGACUCACCAUCUCCAAAACUGAACUUGAGUCAUUAGAUUUCCUUAUAGAAGCCAAUCUCACUCAAGUCCAUUUCUUAAAGGUGAGACAGAAUAAAAUUACAUGGACCAAUGAGACAGUGCUGCACUCUCUCCCAGCCUUAACUCUCCUGGAUAUGCAAAGGAAUCCUUUCAUUUGUGACUGCAGAAAUGCUUGGUUUGUUCAAUGGGCUGAGAGCAACAACCAAACACAAGUUGCUUAUGCCCAUGACUAUCCAUGUAGCUAUCCAGACGAUCUCAAGGACACUAAACUGUUGGACCUGGACACCCACCCCUGUUCAAUGGACCUAGGCAUCUUCUACUUCAUCUCAACCACUUCUCUGGUCCUCCUCACCCUGCUGGGGUCCUUUAUCUAUCAUCUCCUGAGGUGGCAGGUGGUAUAUGCCUACUACCUCUUCCUGGCUUAUCUCCAUGACUCCAAGCGGAGGAACAGACAAACUCCUCAUCAGUACGAUGCCUUCGUUUCCUACAACACCCAUGAUGAAUGCUGGGUCGUGAGGGAGCUGCUGCCAGAGUUGGAGGGAGAGCAGGGCUGGAAGUUGUGUCUUCACCACCGGGACUUCCAGCCAGGUAAACCCAUCAUAGAGAACAUCACAGACGCCAUCUACAGGAGCAGGAAAACCAUCUGUGUGAUCACCCACCGAUAUCUGCAGAGCGAGUGGUGCUCCAGAGAGAUCCAGGUGGCCAGCUUCCGUCUUUUUGAUGAGCAGAAGGAUGUGCUGAUCCUGGUGUUUCUCGAAGAGAUCCCAGACCACCAGCUCUCACCCUACCACCGCAUGAGGAGGCUGGUGAAGAGACGCACCUACCUGAGCUGGCCAAGAGCUGGGGAGGACACAAGGGUCUUCUGGCAGAAACUCCAGGUGGCUUUGGAGACCAGGGACUGGCCUGCUGAGGAGAACCCCAUCCUCACCGGGGUGGAGAGGCAGUGACAACUGUCAUGCUCCGAUUUAUAUUAUAUUUUUGGUUUUAACUUCUAAAUAUUUAGUUUAUAUGUUACAUGAUUGAAUAACAUUAACCAAUGCUAAUACUUAAUCAAUCCAAGGUUAUAAUAGGCCUACACUUGCUUAGUUACAUGUGUUGAUUCCUAUUUCUAUUUACCUAGCUGGUAUUGCUAAUUCUGAUACUUUUCGCAUUGUGUGUGUUGUCCUGUAUUGCUAGAUAAUAUUGCACUGUUGGAGCUAGAAAAUACAAGCAUUUGGCUGCACCUGCGAUGACAUCUGAAAAUCUGUGUACGUGACUAAUAAACAUUAAUUUGGUAAUUGUCUUUGGAAUGAACAGCUCUGCUAUGAUGUAGCAUUUUCAUUAUUACAUUCAAUUCACUUUGUGCAAUAUGUAUUGUAUCUUGUCAAGUGAAGCAAGUUGAAUAAAGAACACUUGCUAUAUUUUGGA